UGUGCGUGUUCCUCUGGGUGGUCAGGGUCCCCUAACUGUAGUGAAAAAUGCUCCAUGGGAACCUACGGCAAAGAUUGUGGAAAUCACUGCAGCAGUCAUUGCAGAAACAUGACAUGUAAUCCAAUCACUGGGUCUUGUCUGGAGGGCUGUACACCCGGAUACUUAGGGAGUUUCUGCAACAAGGUGUGUGACACAGGGACAUAUGGAAUAAACUGCUCCCAGAAUUGUUCUCAAAACUGCCUCGUUGAAUGUGAUUCUGUUGACGGAUCCUGCACAUUUUCCUCUGGGUGGACGGAGUCCCCUGGCUGUAGUGAAAAGGCACCUAUGGUCAAUAAUGACGAGUAUAGUACCCCGGAUGCAUACAUCGCAGCCUUGUCUAUCUCAUUGGUUAUCAACUUUAGCCUUGUCGUUGUCAUUGUUGUAUUAUUGAGCCUACUCUAUAACAGAAAACAAGAGAAGCGUUCGUCUGAAUAUAUCAAUAGUGCCGAACCAUUACCGCCAUCAGAAAUCACCGAUAACGAUGUACACCAGUAUCACGAACUUAACAUGUGCAAUGAUAUUUCAUAUCAGAAUCUGUCAUUAAGAGUUCUUCAGUUUAGAAUAACACUUCCUUGUUUGUUUAAGAAUUCUAACAUGCAAACGCUUGUGUUUUUGAUAUUAUUGAGACUAACUUUGUCAUCUGGAUACCAAAUCCUAUCUCAGAAUAAGGAGACCGAGCAGGCUGAGGAGGUAACUGGCUGCCAAGAAACUGGAACAUGUCAGCAGUAUCAAUCCAUUCGUGCAGUAGAUGGAUACAUUAACACGUGUACAAGGACUGAAAAAAUUGGAACACCAACAGCAUUGCCAAAUAAAUGGACAUGGUGGUACAUUGACCUUGAGAAAGUACUCAGCAUUUACAGCAUCAGACUACAGUUCAAAGACUAUGGGGAACAAUAUGUCAUGAGACAAAGAGGACGUUUUGCUGGUUUUUCGCUAUAUGUGUCAAACACAACUAUAAAGGAGGAUGGGUAUCUAUGUUACAAGAACGGACAGGAGUUACCGACCUUGGAUUUCAGUACAACUUGUGUCAAACAUGGACGUUACGUUAUAUUUUACAAUGAAAGACUUGACGGAACAACUUAUCCUACCGGAUAUGAAACAACCCUAGUUUACACUGAAUUGUGUGAAGUAACUGUAACAGGUUGUAAAGAAUCCGGUAUGUAUGGAUAUAACUGUGAUCUACCCUGCCCAAAUAACUGUCAAGAAUUGAGAUGUGACAUUAUCAACGGAACGUGUUUGGGUUGUACUGCAGGAUGGGUGGGGGACUUCUGUAACAAAUCAUGUCCAGCUGGAUAUUACGGUUUACAGUGUAGAUCUACGUGUACUGGACACUGCAGAGACAACUUGUCCUGUAACCACACCACUGGACAAUGUGACUAUGGCUGUGGUAAUGGAUGGACUGGAACACAUUGUAACACACUAUGUUCAGUUGGCCGGUACGGAUUGAAUUGUUCAAAGAACUGUAGUCCCCAUUGCCGAUCUGAAAGUAAUCAUUGUAACCAUAUAGACGGACAUUGUGAACAUGGAUGUGACGAUGGAUUCAAAGGAAGUAAAUGUGAGGAAAUUUGCAUUGAUGGCUGGUAUGGAGAAAACUGCUCUGCACGAUGUAACGAGAACUGUGUCAACCAGUCAUGUUUUCAUAACACAGGCAGUUGUAUACAUGGAUGUAAACCGGGAUGGAGGACUCCCAACUGCGAACAGAAAUGCUCAGUAAAAACGUACGGCAAAGGUUGUGGAAAUCACUGCAGCGGUCAAUGCAGAAAUAUGACAUGUAAUCCAAUCAAUGGAUCUUGUUUGGAGGGCUGUAUUCCCGGUUACUUGGGAAGUUUCUGCAACAAACCAUGUGACAAUGGAACAUAUGGACUCAAUUGCUACCGGAAUUGUUCUCAGAACUGCCUCGACGUUUGUGAUUCUGUUGACGGAUCCUGCACAUGUUCCUCUGGGUGGACGGGGUCCCCUAACUGUAGUGAAAAAUGUUCCAUGGGAACCUACGACAAAGAUUGUGGAAAUCACUGCAGCAGUCAUUGCAGAAAUAUGACAUGUAAUCCAAUCACUGGAUCUUGUCUGGAAGGCUGUACACCCGGAUACUUAGGAAGUUUCUGCAACAAGCCAUGUGACAAAGGAACAUAUGGAAUAAACUGCUCCCAGAAUUGUUCUCAAAACUGCCUCGGUGAAUGUGAUAAUGUUGACGGAUCCUGCACAUGUUCCUCUGAGUGGACGGGGUCCCCUGACUGUAGUGAAAAGGUACCUAUCGUCAGUAAUGACGAGUAUAGUACUCCAGAAGCAUACAUCGCAGCCUUAUCUAUCUCACUGGUUAUCAACUUUAGCCUUGUUGUUGUGAUUGUUAUAUUAUUCAGGCUACUCUAUAACAGAAAACAAGAGAAGCGUUCCUCGGACUAUAUAGCUAGUGCUGAAAUAUCACCUCCAUCACAAGGCAGCAAUAACGAUGUACACCAGUAUCAGGAACUCAACAUGUCCAAUGAUAAUUCAUAUCAGAAUUUGUCAUUAAGAGAUCGUUUAUAAAAUGUACAGUGGAGCCUCGGUAAUCCGGACGCCAUUAAUCCGGACGCUUCACAUUCCGGACGAUUGUUAUAGGGAACGGAAUUUUUAUACGUUAUUUUGCAUCAUUAAUCCGGAAAUCCGCGUUCCGGACGGUCAUUUUUUACUACAAAACGUUUAAAUUCAUUGAGAAUCGUACCGUUAAUCCGGACGGUAAUUGUUUUGAGGGAAGGUCUGUGUCGGACAAUUUUAGCAAGGCGUAAAUUAUAAAGAAAACAAGCCAAACUGUCUAAUUGAAGCGAUUAUCUGUACCCCGUCAACACCUUUCUUUAAUUAGGUGGUGUGUGAUAUGUCAGUUAGAUAGCACGUGCCGAUCGAUACAUUGUAUUGCCAAUUUUUGCACAUAAGAUCUGUAUUGCGUGUAAUGUUGAAUCUUGUAAAUAAAUAUGUAGCAUAUUAUUUUAUAGUCUUGAUCAAUAGCCUAAUAGUAUUUAAAAAUAAAUUAAACAUCAUGCAGUAAUGAUUUUGUUGUUGUUGAACUGCUACACUUAUCAGUUGUACUGAUUUUUAAAUUGAUAUCGGCUUAUUCAAAUCUAAAGAAGUGUAGAUUAUUCCUCUAGAUUCUGGAUUUUAUACUACUGCUUGCCAUGAAAUAUACAUGCAUGUUCAUGCACAUGUAUAUGUAGUAAGUUUUUAAUGUUUAGAAUGUCACGAAUGUAGAAUGUACCUGUGCACGAUUGUUUCUUGUUACGAUGUUGUAGAGUUGUAUUGCUUUCAAUUUUUUAAACUCUGGGUAGAAGUGAAAAAAUUACCAUUUUAAGGAAAAUGACAAUUAAAUUUGUUAUGUACCCGUAAUGUUGGUUUCACCCGAGUUUUGUUCCGUUAUUAUCGCAUCAUGAAAAUAAUAGGUGCGCGUGGCUAGAUCAAAGCAGUAGUAGGUCUUCAUAUUACGAGCUUAAAUGAUUUUGUUCUCCCGAUAUUGGUUUGGAUAAUUUAUAUAGAAAAAGAAAUAAAAAUUCUGGCAGAAGGAAUUUCGGUUAAAGAAUGUUCUCAACCGACAUGAUAAACAUGAAAUUCUUAAAUCAACUGUGGACGAUGAAUAUUGUUUAGACAGACCGCCGAACCCGUGAAUCGUGACAGAUGGAAAUGGCCGGCCUCUUUAAGAAGUAAAAGUGUGAUGAAAUCUUUGAAGUGUAAAUGAUUAUGUUAGUUAUUAAUGAUUCAUUUUUUAUAGUUACAUAUACUGUUUCAUUAUUUUUUUUAUUGCUUUGUAUAUUUAUUAGUAGUGUUAAUAUACAUGUACAAUGUUAGCAUAGGCAAAUACACUGCACACAUAUAUUCCAAUUUUAGAGCUUUAAAAUGCAUGUAAAUGUUAACAUUAUCAUGGUUUAUUUACUAAUGCAAAUGGUUAAAUCCAAUGAUAGAAUGUGUUUAAUUCACUACGCAUCAAUAAAGUAUUUUGAAUUAAACUGAUUCUUCUCGUUUUC
This is a messenger RNA of Ostrea edulis (European flat oyster), 4025 nucleotides long. Its product is annotated as multiple epidermal growth factor-like domains protein 10. The coding region runs from base 55 to 2562 and encodes 835 amino acids. NCBI's taxonomy places the organism in Eukaryota, Metazoa, Mollusca, Bivalvia, Ostreida, Ostreidae. The transcript is spliced from 18 exons. The record is from RefSeq and is a predicted model, not a curated record. Gene Ontology annotation, molecular function: scavenger receptor activity.